Molecule: messenger RNA, 6129 nt
Organism: Carassius gibelio (silver crucian carp)
Lineage: Eukaryota; Metazoa; Chordata; Actinopteri; Cypriniformes; Cyprinidae
Product: voltage-dependent calcium channel subunit alpha-2/delta-1-like
Exons: 38
Coding region: 351-3623 (1090 amino acids)
Cellular component (GO): L-type voltage-gated calcium channel complex
Molecular function (GO): voltage-gated calcium channel activity
Source: RefSeq, a predicted model, not a curated record
ACCGCCACUGCAUUUCACGAAGAUCCGAUGAAAGAUAGCAGGAUAUUGCAAUAAGAGGGCAAGAGAGAGAGGUGGGUGCAGAAUGACGCUGAUUCUGGGCUAUUGAUCUCUCCCUCCCCUCUAUAUGGGGUCAGUAGUUUGAUCAGAGAGCGCGCAGGAUCACACAGAAGAGCCACACACGCGCUUUUGUAAAAUGAAACGGUGCAUAUAGAGCCAUCCAACAGGACACUCAUCACCAAUCCGAUCCCGUCUGUCUCUAACCUGAUGACGGGAAAUAAUAAGAUUAUCCAGCAGGACAGGAGAGCAACACGUGAUAUUUCGGGAGAAAAGUAACUGGUGUGGACUGACAGAUGAUGGUGCGCUCGAGAUCAACGGAUAUGACCAUGAAUCCGUUCAGAAUCUCCGUGCUGAUGGUGUUCCUCUUCGCAACUGUUCAUAUCUCGUGCCCAUCGCAGUUCCCCAGUCCGCUCAUGAUAAAAGAAUGGGUAGAUCAGCUGCAGCAGGAGCUGGUUUCUCUAGCAGACACAGCCAGCGCGGGGAAUAAUCUAAGACAGAUCUUUAUGGAUAAUCAGAAUUAUUUCACUUUGAAAACAAAUAAUGCGGCACAGCUUGUGGAAACAGCGGCACGGAAUAUAGAAGAUUUUUUGAAGAAGCGAGCCACAGCUCUAGAGACUUUGGCAACCGCAGCUGAGAAUUUCCAAAUGGAGCAUCAAUGGAAAGAUGAAUUUGAAGAAGAUGAUAUAGUUUACUAUAAUGCCAAGGAUAAUCUUGAAGCCAAUGAAACAGAAGGAAGAAAAAACCGGAUCAGACCUGAAUUUAAGGAAGACCCGUCAUUCAAAAACCGCCUCACCUCCUACAACCAUACAGCUGUGCAUAUCCCCACAGACAUAUAUGACGGCUCAACCAUUGUGUUAAAUGAGCUGAACUGGACUGAAGCGUUGGAGGAUGUCUUUAAGAAAAACCGAGAAGAGGAUCCAACGCUACUAUGGCAAGUGUUCGGCAGUGCUACUGGAUUAGCUCGCUAUUACCCAGCUUCCCCUUGGAUGGAUGCCAGGAAAACACCCAGUAAAAUCGACCUGUAUGAUGUGCGCCGGCGACCUUGGUAUGUUCAAGGUGCCGCUUCGCCCAAGGACAUGCUGAUUCUUGUUGAUGCGAGUGGAAGUGUGUCUGGACUGACCCUUAAAUUGAUCCGAACUUCUGUCAGUGAAAUGCUGGAGACACUUUCUGAUGAUGAUUAUGUCAAUGUUGUCCAUUUUAACACAAAAGUGAAUAACACAGCGUGUUUCGACCACCUGGUUCAAGCUAACGUUCGCAAUAAGAAGAUCUUAAAAGAUGCAGUGCAGAACAUCACAGCCAAGGGAAUCACCAACUAUACCAAAGGCUUCGAAUUUGCCUUCAGUCAGCUGUCAAAUCCAAACAUCACCAGAGCAAACUGCAACAAGAUCAUAAUGUUAUUUACUGAUGGGGGCGAGGAGAGGGCAGAGGAGGUCUUUAGCAGAUACAACAUUGACAAAAAGGUACGUGUGUUCACAUUCUCUGUGGGUCAACACAACUAUGACACCGGGCCAAUAAAGUGGAUGGCCUGCGCUAAUAAAGGAUAUUUCUACGAAAUCCCAUCCAUUGGAGCCAUACGCAUAAACACACAGGAGUAUCUAGAUGUUAUGGGCAGGCCGAUGGUCCUUGCAGAUGCCAAGCAGGUGCAGUGGACCAACGUGUACCUGGAUGCUCUGGAGUUGGGCCUAGUCGUCACUGGUACGCUACCUGUGUUCAACAAGACCAAAUCCAGGGAGGGCGGAUCUGGAAACCAGCAUCAGAACCAGUUGAUUUUAGGAGUGAUGGGGGUGGAUGUGUCUCUCGAUGAUAUUAAAAGACUGACGCCCCGCUUCACAAUUGGUCCUAAUGGAUAUUAUUUCGCAAUCGAUCCUAACGGUUACGUGCUGCUCCAUCCAAACUUGCAACCAAAGAACCCCAAAUUCCAGGAGCCUGUUACACUGGAUUUUCUGGAUGCAGAGCUGGAAAAUGAUAUUAAAGUCCAGAUACGGACUCUGAUGAUUGACAGAGACCCUGGGGAGAAAACAAUAGACACGCUUGUUAAAUCUCAGGAUGAGAGAUACAUUGAUCGAGGAAUCAGGACGUACACCUGGGCGCCGGUUAACGGGACAGACUACAGCCUGGCCUUGGUUUUGCCUGAAUACAGUCUGAAUUACAUCGAGGCAAACCUGGGGGACACUAUAAAACUAACAAUGUCCUUUGAAACCAUGAAGCAGGAGAAAUUUGAGGAAUAUGGGUACACCUUUAUUGCACCCAGGGAAUACUGCAAGGACCUUAAAGUCUCAUCCAACAACACCCAAUUUUUGGUGGACUUCAAUGAGUACAUUGACAGGAAAACUUCAAAUCAUUCUCUGUGUAAUCUCACUCUUGUAAACCGGUUGCUGCUGGAUGCCUGUCUCACGGCAGACCUCGUCAAAGUCUGGAAGGAUCAGAAUGUAGAUGGAGUUUUGGCCCGGUUUGUGGCUACAGAUGGAGGCAUUACACGUGUGUAUCCUAAAAGUGCUGGGGAAGAAUGGGGUGAAAACUCUGAGACCUAUGACUCAAGUUUUUACAAAAGGAGUUUGGACAAUGACGUAUACAUCUUCACCGCCCCAUACAUCAACAAGAGCAGAGAGUCUGGUUUUGAGUCUGGUAUCCUUGUCAGUAAAGCAGUGGACUUGGACAUUAAUGGAGCAAAACUCAAACCUGCUGUGGUGGGAGUCAAACUCAACGUAACGGCCUGGAUGAACAGCUUCAUAAACGCUACCACCAAGAAAAAUUGCAAGGAUGAGAUCUGCGGGUGCCUCAGAAAUGAUAAGCAAGUGGACUGCGUGAUUCUGGAUGAUGGCGGCUUUCUGCUCAUGUCCAAUCAAGAUGAAUAUAUCACACAGAUAGGUCAGUUCUUUGGUGAAGUGGACCCUGUUCUGAUGAUUACUCUGGUCAACACCUCACUGUUCUCCUUUAAUAAAACCUACGAUUACCAAUCUGUCUGCGACCCGGAGAGAGAGACUAAAGCUGCUGCUGGACCCCGCUCUGUAUACGUGCCCACGAUCACGGAUAUGCUGACUGUAGGCUGGUGGGCCUCCACUGCGGUCUGGUCAGUUCUGCAGCAGCUACUUCUCAGUCUGACUCUCCCAAAUAUAGUGGGAACAGUGUACUCGGAGGAUGACCUCUCGGAUGCGUUCUCCAAAGAGAGCUGUAUCACCGAACAGACUCAGUAUUUCUUUGAGAACGAGAACAAAUCUUUCUCUGGAGCUAUGGACUGUGGAAACUGCUCCAGAAUGUACCGGGCGGAGAAGCUUCCAAACACGAAUUUGGUAUUUUUGAUCUCUGACGCAAAGAGUUCCUGCCUCUCCUGCGAUCCCAAACCGCUGAGACAAGCCGAACAGCCCUCUACUGGUCCUGAUCCAUGUGUGCUGGCCCAGAACCCUCGGUACAGGAAAGGGCCAGACGUCUGCUUUGACAACAACGCGGAUGAGGACGCGACCGACUGUGGUGGUGGCUGCAGUUUGAGUCCGUCUCUCUGGCCGAUGGUGGGUCUUCAGCUUCUUCUACUCUGGCUGCUUACUGGAACCAGAACCUAUUUGUCCUGACCAGAGCAAAUCUCCAGACUAGAAACAACUAAUGACUGAGUUGCUUAUUAUACAGACCACAACAUAACCACACAUCGACUAUACGACCUACGAUUGUUUGUUAGUCAGCCCAUAACAAUACAACUUAUGCAGUUACAAACUCUACUGUAAAACUGACCCGAGGACUCAACUCACUGCCAAAUACUGCCCUCUCAGACCAACCUGAAACAGCAACACAGCCAGACACGAGAGACGUAUAUACUGUAUGCUUACUUUUUGACUUUGGAACACAGAACCACAUUAUGAUCACAGAAUGGUUCAUGUAAAAUGUUUAGUGCCAUAAACAGGCUAAUAUAAUCAGAGAUGGCUCAUAGCACCAGCCUGGAUAUGAAGCAGGGUAUAAUGGGACAGGAAAGACUGUUCAGCUCUGGUUUCUGAAUUUCUCAUUAUGAAUUCAGCUCGAAAUCAGCUUUGCACCAGUAGUAGGUCAGUGAUGUUAUUAUUAUUAUUUUUAUUUUUUUCUUGUAUGUGCAGUAUGGGAAAUUUCAUGAAGAAAUGUCAUUAUGUAUUAGAUUUCAGAAAUUUACAUUUUAAAAUAUUAUUUUGCAUUUCACAUUACAAAAAACAUUUUGGGAGAAAACAAAGUCACAAAAUCUUAGAUUUAGUAUAAAUGUUCUUCAUACAGAUUUAUUAUUAUUAUUAUUAUUAUUAUUAUUAUUAUUAUUAUUAUUAUUAUUAAUUUAAAAAAAAAAUUCAGGUGACAUGAUCUGGACAUUUCUUUGCAGUUUUUGUGCGAUUCACCCUGUAUGAAUUUUGAUUUAUGCAAAUGUUAUCAUUAUUUUUGCUAGGUAUUUUGGGCUUAGUGUUCUUUUGUUGCUGAUUAUGAACCUAGAUCAUCUGAGGUAACUGUAAGCAUCUGAUAUAAACGUUAGAAAAAAGUGCCAUGUUGAAUGUCAUGAUUUGCUAAGGAAAAUUUCAUAUGCGAUCAAACUAUAUAUGAUUGCAUCAUCUGAAGUGAAAUGCAGACGACUCCAAAGUCUGAACAGGCUCCAAUUAGUAUAGCAAAGGCUUUUUUUGUUGUGUCAGAAGUCACACGCUUGCGUCUAAGUGUCCAGAGCAUGCUGAAUAUGCUUUGUACUCUCCCCAUCCUGUCCACAGGGCCCCUGCUAUCAGACGAUUGCGUGUUUUACUGUAUGUCGUCCAGAUACUUCAUCUGUCAGAUUUUGUUCCAGCACUACAGACAUGAUAUCACAAGCGUGUCAGCUAUUACAUCCACAUGUUGAACCGCUAUGUGAAAACAUAGCACAUGACAGGUUAUAAAAAUGCUCAACCCUGGAGAAUUGUGCAUUUAUGAUGGAUGAAUGUUUGUAUGUUUGUUUUAUUUAUUUAUUUGAUAGAAGGUCCGUGCAUGAGAUUAGAUGGUAUCAAUCAAAGCUAUUGCCAAUGGGGGAACAUUUCCGUGUUCCUUUGAAUGUUCUGGAAGAAGAACAAAAACCAAUGGCAAUGCCUAGAGCUCUGAAAAAUGAAAUAUUUAUCCAUUACAAGUCAAAAGCCAAGUAUCCAGAAAUAAAAUAACAUGCUUCUCUUUCCAUUUCAGAUAAGUUUUAACAUUCGAUGGCUUAAAAGCUUUGUCUAUUCUAAAAUAUAAACUUGCAAUCAGUGUUGAGUUCUACGGCUUUUUGUUCAUACAAAAAAAAAAAAAGUAAAUUAUGAUUGCUUAAUUACACACUAUGGAGCUUUAUAGAUUUUUUUUAAAGCUUUUUUGAUGAAGAGGCUGUUAAAGUGACGUAAUUACAGUGAUAAAAUUAAAUGCAACUGAAUUUAAAGGCGGAAGGUUUAAAGUCAUAGUUAUUGCCAAAUGACAAUGAAAUGUAAAGAAACGCUCAAGGUAGAUUUAUAAUAAGUGUGUGUUUAGUUUACUGGAUAUCCAUGAAUAUCGCUCGCACCUGUGUGUCCACGUCAGACUUUUUCCUUCGGAAUCAGAUGCAUUUUUCUUUCUGUCUUCACUGAUGUAGCAUUGAGUUACAGACCUAAAUAUGCAGGGCAUUUAUGAAUCAUUACAGACGUUUUUGGACUCCUCAGAGACUUUCGGGGUCUGGAUUUCUCAUCUCAGGCCUGGGGUGGAGGACAUAGGAUGUAACAUUUAAAUACCUCACUAAACGACAACGUGAGAUGCGAUUUGAUUCAAGAGAGCUGAACUAACUCCCCUCUUUACAAACUAUACCAGGUUUAAAAUGCCAGCGAAAUGUAUAGAAACCCCGCAGAGGCCACUUCACCGUUCGAAUGCAAAUUGAUCCCAUGCCUUGUCCGACAAAGAACGUCCGCAAAACAUGAAACAGGUUAAUGAAAUGAUUAUGCUAAAACUAAAAACUUGAAAUCUGGCAGUGCCUACACGGUUAGUCAAGAAUAGUGAAUUACCUAUAAGUAGCAUUCAGCUGGGGAUUUUAUUGGCCCGUUUCUAAACAAAGUGUUUUCAUAUGUUCUGAAUCAUAAUGGUGUACAAGAGAUUUAUAUUUUUGCUUUUAAU